Colletotrichum aenigma is the source of this 1161-nucleotide messenger RNA. RefSeq lists its product as uncharacterized. The record is from RefSeq and is a predicted model, not a curated record. The transcript has 5 exons. Lineage: Eukaryota; Fungi; Ascomycota; Sordariomycetes; Glomerellales; Glomerellaceae. Bases 1 to 1161 code for a protein of 386 amino acids.
AUGCCACGCCGUCCGGGCCAGGCCGGUGCCUGGUUCGCCACGGGGCAGAGCCAUGGAUCUCCAAGAGUCGACGUCCUCGAUGCGGACGGCAUCGACGCCAUCUGCACGGCAAACUGCAAGGAAUCUUUGAUUGAUUUGCGCACCAAGAUCCAAAGCGACUGCGACCCAGUGACAGACGUUUUGGAUCACGACCUGGCGCUCUACCCAGCUACGUACAUCGUGGAUCGUUAUAUCUAUGUUUAUGAGAUAUCAUGCUACAAGCACAGGGAAACAGGGACCUCAUGUGACUAUAUCCUAGGUGAGUGGCGUAAUGAGACCGACGAAGCUCCUCGCGAAUGCGACGACUGCGUUCUCGGGCCCAUGCAAAUUGAGGUCAACUCGCCCAUUGGUCACACUGAGUCGCGCGCUGCCGGAUUUGAGUCGGUCGUUUCCAGCUGCGGAGUGACGGGCUACUCUUACACCAGCCCAUCACCAUACGUCCUCAGUCCAGGAGCCACUUCGUCUGAAGUUCUGUCACCAACGGCAGUGGCACAAAGCUGGUCUGCACAGCGCAUGUCCUCGGAAUGCGCCGCGACUUAUCACGUCCAGGAAGGCGACACUUGCGAUAGCAUUGUAGAGGCGCAGAGCGUUCCGAGCAGAGAUCUCUUGGAAGCUAACGACCACCUCGACAACUGGUGCGGCGGAAUCGAAGUGGGUCAGGACUUGUGCUUGCCGGCUCAGUGCAAGCUACAUCUGGUAACGCCGGAUGAUUCGUGUGACUCUGUCACGGUUGAGUAUGGCGUCAUCAUAGACAGCCUGUCCGAGUGGAAUCCGAAGGUAUACAUCCAGUGUGAUGGCUUCAACAAAACCAUAUCUGGCUUCAUCUGCGUAGGACCUCCCGUCCUGUCGGGCAAGUCGUUCAAGGUGCCCACGAACCCCACGCUCAGAGCCAACGCCACAUUCCACCUCACGACUCUCUCAUCGGCUAAGACAAGUGACCGGCUACAGACGGCGUCAAUCGCGCCAUCUAUUCAGUCUUCUGCUUCAGAAUCAUCUAGUCUUACGAUGACCGGCAUGGUACAGAAUGAGGAGGCGACUGAUACAGUUUUGUCAUCAACGACGACAGAAUUGAGGGACUCUGCUGAAAGCACAAUCCCAACCAUGGUCGUUGCAGAUGACUAG